Molecule: messenger RNA, 606 nt
Organism: Esox lucius (northern pike)
Lineage: Eukaryota; Metazoa; Chordata; Actinopteri; Esociformes; Esocidae
Gene: pierce1
Product: chromosome 13 C9orf116 homolog
Biological process (GO): axoneme assembly
Cellular component (GO): axonemal microtubule
Source: RefSeq, marked provisional
GUCUUGUGUCGUGUGCAUCUGGACGUUAUUCCUUCAUAAUAAUGAAUUCUGGGAAAGAAAUGGAAACUCAUCGAUCAAAUGACAAUGUAACUAUGAAAACUAGUGACGUUUACAAAGUGGACGAACAUCUUCCUACACGUUUCAAUAACCCCGACUGUUUUCGUGGCUACAGUACCAAGAAAAACCACCCAUUCUACCAGACAUCAAACCAAAUAUAUGGAAACAAGAGACCAACCGUUCAUGAAAUGCCGACAUCUUUUCAUGGGAGUUACCGGAGGUUUUCAGAACACAUGCUGAAAAGUGGGAUGUUCAGAGACAAUGGUUUCAACACAUCCAUUGAGAAGAGCAAAAUCGCAGGACACAACACUAUCCCCAUGUUUCAAGACAGAAUCAACUUCCAUAAUGCGUUUGUCAGUGGGAACUGUCCGAAGAAUUGAAAGCAUUGCAAAACAGGACCUAACAGUUCUUCAUUAUUACACUUGUGCCUCACACUCUCUUUGCUUUUUAGAGGAUUCAUUCUUUUCAUGAAUAUUGAACACCAGCCAGAGGUUUUAUUGACCCUACCAUUGGGGAUUUAUUCAAAAUAAACCUAUUCUCAGUUACUAC